AUGAGAAAGUGUCUUACGUCUCCGGAUCCUCCUUGCUUACCACACACCCUCAGCCCAUGGACCAAGCUUCUCUCAAAAACAGCGAUGUUCUGGUUCUCACUGGACUCACACAGAUCCCCACUGCCAACCCCGACGGCAUGGUGGGCGAGUUCUGCAGCAACCUUGCUCUGACAGUUCGGAAUGGAGGAAAUGUGUUGGUUCCCUGCUACCCUUCUGGAGUGAUCUAUGACCUCCUGGAGUGCUUGUAUCAAUACAUCGACUCCGCUGGCCUCUCCAACAUCCCCUUCUACUUCAUCUCCCCAGUGGCCAACAGUUCCCUUGAAUUUUCCCAGAUUUUCGCUGAGUGGCUUUGUCACAACAAACAGAGUAAAGUGUAUCUCCCAGAACCGCCUUUCCCGCAUGCAGAGCUCAUUCAGACCAAUAAGCUGAAGCACUACCCCAGCAUCCAUGGAGACUUCAGCAAUGACUUCAGACAGCCAUGUGUGGUGUUCACUGGGCAUCCUUCCCUCCGGUUCGGGGAUGUUGUCCACUUCAUGGAGCUCUGGGGGAAGUCUAGUCUCAACACUGUCAUAUUUACAGAGCCUGAUUUCUCCUACCUGGAGGCCCUGGCUCCUUACCAACCACUGGCCAUGAAGUGCAUCUACUGCCCGAUUGACACGCGACUAAAUUUUAUCCAGGUGUCAAAGCUGCUUAAAGAAGUGCAGCCCCUGCACGUGGUCUGUCCUGAGCAGUAUACCCAGCCACCCCCGGCCCAGGCCCACAGGAUGGACCUCAUGAUCGACUGCCAGCCACCAGCCAUGUCCUAUCGGCGGGCUGAGGUCCUCGCCCUGCCCUUCAAACGACGCUAUGAGAAAAUUGAAAUCAUGCCAGAGCUGGCAGACUCCCUGGUGCCCAUGGAGAUCAAGCCUGGCAUCUCCCUGGCAACUGUCUCGGCUGUGCUGCACACAAAGGAUAACAAACAUGUGCUUCAGCCCCCUCCCAGGCCCGCCCAGCCUGCCAGCAGUAAGAAGAGGAAACGGGUGAGUGAGGACGUUCCUGACUGCAAGGUGCUGAAGCCUCUGCUGAGCGGCUCCAUCCCAGUAGAACAGUUUGUGCAGACCCUGGAAAAGCAUGGCUUCAGUGACAUUAAGGUGGAAGACACAGCCAAGGGCCAUAUUGUCCUGCUGCAGGAAGCUGAAACACUCAUCCAGAUUGAAGAAGACUCAACUCACAUCAUCUGUGACAAUGACGAGACUCUGAGGGUACGAUUAUGGACCUGGUCCUCAGGUUCCUGCAGAAGUUCUGAGUGGGGCAUCAGUGAACUCCUAGACCCCUCACCUCGGACAGUCUGGUGGCGCCCUCUGGCUGCCAGAGAGGAGUGCUGUCUCUGGCCAGGACACCAAGAACUUUUUCCAUUCUGAGCUCUUGAGUAGCUUGGGGGUGACAGCAUGACAGGAGUCCUUUCCUAAGGGAAGUGUAAAUAUGACUGGCCUGUGUUUUCAGGAUCCAAAGGGGGCAACUCUUGAACUUACUUACCUGCCUAUAGUGCUAUACCUAAGAAAGGACAGUCCCCCAAAUCAGAAAGUGAACCUAUCUAGCUCUAUUCUGUGGCCCAUUUUGCUAAAAUAAAUAUUAUUUUUAUAGAAGUA
This is a messenger RNA of Phodopus roborovskii (desert hamster), 1628 nucleotides long. RefSeq names its product integrator complex subunit 9-like. Gene Ontology annotation, cellular component: integrator complex. The transcript is spliced from 10 exons. The record is from RefSeq and is a predicted model, not a curated record. Gene Ontology annotation, biological process: snRNA processing. Lineage: Eukaryota; Metazoa; Chordata; Mammalia; Rodentia; Cricetidae. Bases 57 to 1400 code for a protein of 447 amino acids.